Chanos chanos (milkfish) is the source of this 2785-nucleotide messenger RNA. RefSeq names its product DEAH (Asp-Glu-Ala-His) box helicase 15 (gene dhx15). The transcript is spliced from 14 exons. Gene Ontology annotation, cellular component: intracellular anatomical structure; spliceosomal complex. Gene Ontology annotation, molecular function: ATP binding; RNA binding; RNA helicase activity. The record is from RefSeq and is a predicted model, not a curated record. Bases 64 to 2361 code for a protein of 765 amino acids. NCBI's taxonomy places the organism in Eukaryota, Metazoa, Chordata, Actinopteri, Gonorynchiformes, Chanidae.
GAUUUGUUUGGAAUAGUCGACCUAUCUCUUUCUCAUUUUAGUUCUUCAUCUUUGUUUUUAAAGAUGUCUAAGAGACAUCGAUUGGAUUUAGGCGAUGAUUAUUCGUCAAGCAAAAAAAGGUCAUCAUCUGACGGGAAAGACCGUGACAGAGACCGCGACGACCGGUCGAAGGACCGCGACCGAGACAGAGACCGUGACCGGGAUCGAGACCGGGACAGAGACAGAGAUAGCAAGCCCCCCAGCGUGGCCAUAAACUCAGGCAUGGCCGGAGGAGGCGGCCUUCUUCCGCUCAAGCAGGCGGCGAUGCACCAGCAGAUAAACCCUUUCACCAACCUGCCACACACGCCACGCUAUUACGAGAUCCUGAAGAAAAGACUACAGCUGCCGGUGUGGGAGUACAAGGAACGGUUCAACGACAUCAUCACGCGACACCAGAGCUUUGUGUUGGUCGGUGAGACUGGCUCUGGGAAGACCACGCAGAUCCCACAGUGGUGUGUGGACAUGGUGCGCUCCUUGCCGGGGCCUAAAAGGGGCGUGGCUUGCACUCAGCCUCGUAGGGUGGCGGCCAUGAGCGUGGCCCAGAGAGUGGCGGACGAGAUGGACGUCAUGCUUGGGCAAGAGGUCGGCUACUCCAUCCGAUUCGAAGACUGCAGCUCUGCAAAAACCAUCCUGAAGUACAUGACAGACGGAAUGUUGCUCCGCGAGGCCAUGAAUGACCCAUUGCUGGAGCGUUACGGCGUCAUCAUUCUCGACGAGGCCCACGAACGCACGUUGGCCACGGAUAUUCUGAUGGGCGUGCUGAAAGAGGUGGUGCGGCAGAGGUCUGACCUUAAGGUUAUCGUCAUGAGCGCUACUCUGGAUGCCGGAAAAUUCCAGGUGUACUUCGACAACUGCCCCCUGCUCACCAUUCCGGGCCGAACGCAUCCGGUCGAAAUCUUCUACACGCCCGAACCAGAGAGAGACUACCUGGAAGCUGCUAUCCGCACGGUUAUCCAGAUCCACAUGUGCGAGGAAGAUGAAGGAGACGUCCUGCUCUUCCUCACAGGACAGGAGGAAAUAGACGAAGCCUGCAAGAGAAUCAAACGGGAAAUCGAUGACUUGGGGCCUGAAGUAGGAGACAUCAAAAUCAUCCCGCUGUACUCCACGCUGCCCCCACAACAACAGCAGAGGAUCUUUGAGCCCCCUCCGCCACGCAAACCCAACGGAGCCAUCGGCAGGAAGGUCGUAGUGUCGACAAACAUCGCCGAGACGUCCUUGACCAUCGACGGCGUGGUGUUUGUAAUUGAUCCCGGAUUUGCCAAGCAAAAGGUGUACAACCCCCGUAUCCGAGUGGAGUCGCUCCUGGUGACGGCCAUCAGCAAAGCCUCGGCACAGCAGCGGGCCGGAAGAGCUGGGAGGACACGCCCCGGGAAGUGCUUCCGCCUCUACACAGAAAAGGCCUAUAAGACGGAAAUGCAGGAUAACACGUACCCUGAGAUUCUCAGGUCCAAUUUGGGCUCGGUGGUGCUGCAGCUGAAGAAACUGGGUAUCGAUGACCUGGUACACUUUGACUUCAUGGACCCCCCAGCUCCUGAGACUCUGAUGCGCGCUCUGGAGCUGUUGAACUACCUGGCCGCGCUGAAUGAUGACGGGGACCUGACAGAACUUGGAUCAAUGAUGGCCGAAUUCCCCCUUGACCCUCAGCUAGCCAAGAUGGUGAUUGCAAGCUGCGAGUACAACUGUUCCAACGAGAUCCUCUCCAUCACUGCCAUGCUAUCAGUCCCACAGUGCUUUGUCCGCCCCACUGAGGCCAAGAAGGCUGCCGAUGAGUCCAAGAUGAGGUUCGCCCACAUUGAUGGAGAUCACCUCACGCUUCUCAACGUCUACCACGCCUUCAAACAGAACCACGAGUCCGUACAGUGGUCCUACGACAACUUUGUGAACUACCGCUCGCUGAUGUCAGCCGACAAUGUGCGGCAGCAGCUGUCGCGCAUCAUGGACCGCUUCAACCUCCCACGCCGCAGCACCGAGUUCACGAGCAGAGAUUACUACAUCAACAUCCGCCGAGCGCUUGUCACCGGCUUUUUCAUGCAGGUGGCCCACCUGGAGCGUACCGGACAUUAUCUGACGGUGAAGGACAACCAGGUGGUCCAGCUGCACCCCUCGACCGUGCUGGACCACAAGCCAGAGUGGGUACUUUACAACGAGUUUGUGCUGACCACCAAGAACUACAUCCGCACCUGCACCGACAUCAAGCCCGAAUGGUUGGUAAAGAUCGCUCCACAGUACUACGAAAUGAGCAACUUUCCCCAGUGCGAGGCCAAGAGGCAGUUGGAACGCAUCAUCGCUAAACUUCAAACCAAGGAGUAUUCCCAAUACUAACGCCCUGGAUGGCACAAGGACUAACUGAAAUUAUUUUCCUCAGCUCUGUUUGAGGCCUCCCUGAACUUUCAAGUUGUACAUCGUCAACAUUAGUUUGCUGUUUGUAUUUUCUUUAUUCAAUUCUUUCAAUUUAAUGUUUAGAUUUGAUUAUUUUUAUAACUUUUCUUUCGCUCCCACACCUUCCUGUUUUUUUUUGGGUUUUUUUCGUUAUAUUGUACAACUGUCGUGGCACUAAGGAUUGGUUGAGUCUGGGAGCGACUGCUGUACAGGGAUACCAUCAUAGACCAUGUCAUGCAUGAUCAGUCAUGUGGAUGUUGACAUUCCUUAUAGAAAUUGUGAACUUUUACUGAAAUGUAAUUGAGUAGACAGUCCUUGUUUAUUCUGUUAAACGGCUUUGACUUCAAUAAAAACUGUUGGUACCAUA